Molecule: messenger RNA, 5360 nt
Organism: Pungitius pungitius (ninespine stickleback)
Lineage: Eukaryota; Metazoa; Chordata; Actinopteri; Perciformes; Gasterosteidae
Product: adenylate cyclase type 2-like
Exons: 25
Coding region: 763-4119 (1118 amino acids)
Biological process (GO): intracellular signal transduction; cAMP biosynthetic process; adenylate cyclase-activating G protein-coupled receptor signaling pathway
Cellular component (GO): plasma membrane
Molecular function (GO): adenylate cyclase activity
Source: RefSeq, a predicted model, not a curated record
ACACGCUCCUCCUGGUCCACCGCAGCUCCUCUCCACUCCGUGACGCUCGCUCACUUUUCCCUCUCUCUGCUCUUCACACCCCGCUGACAAAACACACACACACACACACACAGUUCCUUUCCUUCCUCUCUUACGUAAAGUCGCCUUCUCUUUAGUCGGUGCCUUGCAAAAGAAGCACGGACACACACACACACACACACACCACAGCUUCGAGUCGUAUUGCAGUUCCCUGCACAUAAUCUCACACAUCCCCAUUGUCACAAUUGCACCCGCUCAGCACACACGCAGACACACACACACACACACACACACACACACAUACAACUAGCCCUCACCACCACACAUAUUGGUACACACCCUCUCUCCUCUCGCUCUCUUUCCCUCCCUCCCAUUUAUACACAUUCUCUCUCUCUCUCUCUCUCAUUCCUCAUCUGCACCUCAGCUGAGUAACAUGUUGCCUUGUCUGACGUCCUCGGCUGCUGCCGCCGCCGCCGCCGCCGCUGACUGAGCAGACGAGAAGGACGAGCCAGAGGGAGGGAACCCAAGCGUCGUCUCUCGCCUUUCGAUGUCCGACUACUUUCUCUGAGAGGAGGUGGAGGAGGAGGAGAGAGAUCUGCUUCCACGCCGUCCUGACUCAGUUGGUCACCUGCGGCCGAAGAGGCAGCCGAGGCUGCGAGAGGGAGCCUGAAAAGUUGCCUCCCUUCCGCUCCGCUGCCCACCCAUCCCCAACCGACCAAACUUUUUUCUUUUUUCUUCAAACCCAUGUGGCAGGAGGCUCUGUGGACCCGCGGACGCUACCUGCUGGAGAAGAGCGAUGGCGGCGAGGGCGGCGAGGGGCCCGAGGGCCCCGGGGACGGGUGUGCCCCGGGGUUCCAGGGUGAGGUGUGCGUGGAGGACGAGAAGCCCCAGGACUGGCUGUACGAGUCCUACUACAGGAUGAGCCAGCAGCAUCCGCUGAUCGUGUUCCUGUUGCUGAUCGUCAUGGGAACCUGCCUGGCGCUGCUGGCGGUGUUCUUCGCGUCGGGACUGAACACAGAAGACCACUUGACGUUCUUGAUCACGGUCCCGGCUGCACUCUUCCUCUUCCUCUCCAUCUUCAUCCUGGUCUGCAUCGAGUCGGUGUUCAAGCGGAUGCUGCGGCUCUUCUCCCUCCUCAUCUGGGCCUGUCUGGUCACCAUGGGUUACCUGUUCAUGUUCUCUGGAGGGAUACUCAGCCCCUGGGACCAGGUGUCCUUCUUCCUGUUCAUCGUGUUCGUUGUCUACACCAUGCUGCCCUUCUCCAUGAGAGGCGCCAUCAUCGCCAGCGCCGUCACCUGCUGCUCGCACACCGUCACCCUCAGCGUCUGUCUGGCCUCCACCGCCACGCAGCUGGAGCCGCUGGUCUGGCAGAUCUUAGCUAACGUGAUCAUCUUCACCUGCGGUAACCUGGCCGGGGCGUACCACAAACACCUGAUGGACCUGGCCCUCAAGCAGACCUACCAGGACACCUGCAACUGCAUCAAGUCCCCCAUCAAACUGGAGUUUGAGAAGCACCAGCAGGAGCGCCUGCUGCUGUCCUUGCUGCCGGCUCACAUCGCCAGGGUGAUGAAAGCCGAGAUCAUCCAGAGGCUGCAGGGGCCCAACUUCGGUCGAACGGAGAGCACCAACAACUUCCACAACCUCUACGUGCAGCGGCACACCAAUGUCAGCAUUCUGUACGCUGACAUCGUGGGCUUCACCCAGCUGGCCACGGACUGCUCCCCGGGGGAACUCGUGCACAUGCUGAACGAACUCUUCGGCAAGUUUGACCAGAUCGCAAAGGAAAAUGAGUGUAUGCGAAUUAAGAUCCUGGGAGAUUGUUACUACUGUGUGUCGGGUCUGCCGGAGUCGCUGCCUCACCACGCCAGGAACUGCGUGAAGAUGGGCCUGGAUAUGUGUGAGGCUAUCAAGAAGGUCCGAGAUGCCACUGGAGUCGAAAUCAAUAUGCGCGUUGGUGUUCAUUCUGGGAACGUCCUGUGCGGUGUGAUUGGACUACGCAAGUGGCAAUAUGAUGUGUGGUCACAUGAUGUAACACUAGCCAAUCAUAUGGAGGCAGGAGGUGUGCCAGGAAGGGUCCACAUCUCCUCUGUGACGUUGGAGCAUUUGAAGGGCUCAUACAAGGUGGAGCCUGGAGACGGACCGAGCCGAGACUCCUACCUGAAAGAAAAUGGAGUGGUCACCUACCUGGUCGUCAACCCCAAGACGGAGCGGCACAGCCCCCUGCUGGGCCUGCGCUCCCGUCCCUCCCUGGACGGCGGCAAGAUGAGGGCGUCGGUGAGAAUGACCCGCUACCUGGAGUCCUGGGGCGCCGCCAAGCCCUUCGCCAACCUCCACCACCGCGAGAGCAUGACCACGGACAACGGCAAGAUCAACACAACGGACGUUCCGAUGGGGCAGUACCACUUCCAGAGACGAGAAAGGUCCAAAUCGCAAAGGAGGAGGUUCGAGGAGGAGCUCAACGAGCGAAUGAUUCGCACCAUCGACGGCAUCAACUCGCAGAAACAGUGGCUGAAGUCUGAGGACAUCCAGAGGAUCUCAUUGUUCUUCCACAACAAAGCUCUGGAGAAAGAGUACAGAUCCACCACGUUACCGGCCUUCAAGUAUUACGUCACCUGCGCCUGCCUCAUAUUCAGCUGUAUAUUCAUAGUGCAGGUCCUCGUCCUGCCCAAAACUGCUGUGCUGGGGAUCUCCUUCGGCCUGGCAUUCCUCCUGCUGGCUUUGAUCCUGCUCCUUUGCUUCGCUGGUCACAUUCUGCAGGGAAGGAAGGGGUCCUUCUGCUCUCCGUCCUGGUUCCCCACCUCCUCCCGCAUCAUCGUCACCAACAAUCCCUGGCUGCGAUUGGUCCUCACCAUGACGACCACCGCUCUCAUACUCGUGAUGGCCGUCUUCAACAUGUUCUUCGUGGAGGACCCCGAAGGAUCCAUUGAGGACACCCCGGCCACUGCUCCCCCAGUGAAUGUGACCAACGACAGCCUACUGGGCUACCUGGAGGAAAGCAGCGGAGAAAACAAGUUUUACCUGCCGUACUUCAUCUACUGCUGUAUACUGGGACUGGUAUCGUGCUCAGUGUUCCUGAGGAUCAACUACGAGCUGAAGAUGGUGGUUAUGCUGGUUGCCGUGGUGAUCUACAACAUCAUCAUCCUCCAGACGCACGCCACCCUGCUGGAUGGAUUCAGCAAAGCGCUGUACACCACCGACACACUUGAUAGACCAGGAGUUCUGAAGGAUCUCAAGACGAUGGGCUCUGUGUCUCUUUUCAUCUUCUUCGUCACUCUUCUGGUGUUGGCCCGGCAGAAUGAAUAUUACUGUAGGUUGGACUUCCUGUGGAGGGACAAGUUCAAGAGGGAGUGUGAGGAGAUCGAAACCAUGGAGAACCUCAACCGGGUCCUGCUGGAGAACGUUCUGCCCGCCCACGUCGCCGAACACUUCCUGGGACGCAACUGGAAGAAUGAGGACCUCUAUCAUCAGUCGUACGAGUCGGUGUGCGUGAUGUUCGCCUCCAUCCCAGACUUCAAGGAGUUCUACACCGAGUCCGACGUCAAUAAGGAAGGGCUGGAGUGCCUGCGUCUCCUCAACGAGAUCAUAGCCGACUUUGAUGAGCUGCUGUCCAAACCCAAGUUCAGCGGGGUGGAGAAGAUCAAGACCAUCGGUAGCACCUACAUGGCUGCAACUGGGCUCAACGUGACGCCGGGACCAGAGUGCACACAGGAACACGACAGACAGUACAUGCACAUCGGCACCAUGGUGGAGUUCGCCUUCGCGCUGGUGGGGAAGCUCGACGUCAUCAACAAACACUCCUUCAACGAAUUCAGACUCAGAAUCGGUAUAAACCACGGGCCGGUGAUAGCGGGAGUCAUCGGGGCCCAGAAACCUCAGUAUGACAUCUGGGGAAACAGUGUGAACGUGGCCAGUAGGAUGGAGACCACGGGGCUCCUGGGGAAAAUACAGGUGACGGAGGAGACGAGUCGCAUCCUGUCCACGCUGGGCUACAUGUGUUCCUGCCGCGGCAUCAUCAACGUGAAGGGCAAAGGAGAGCUGAAGACCUACUUUGUUCACACGGAGAUGACCCGGUCUCUGUCGCAGGGGGCCGUGAUGCCCUGAAGGGGACCCGCAAGUGACCGCACAGACUCCACAACGCGACCCGUCGCGCUCCGCAACAACAACAACAACAACAAAAAACUAAAACCCCAUUACCAGCAGCGCGGCAGAACACCGGGUUCUGCCCUCGGCAACGCCGCCGCAGGGCCUUCGGCGCUGGGUGGGUUCCACACCUCGAGCGCGACCAGGACCUUUUGCCUCUUCACCGUCUAAAGGAGUGCCUGACCCAAGAGAGGGAUGCCUCAUGAGUGCAGCUCUCCAGCUACUGACCCAUUCCAGUGUUUUGCAGUGAUUCAAAGCCUUAUACCUGAGCCGUGUUAAUAUAUAUAUAUAUAUAUAUAUAUAUAUACAUACACGCAUAAAUGUAUGUAUAUAAUAUAGGAUAUAUACCUUUGCCUGGUUGGCACCGUUUUGUUUCAGAUGGAUGUUACAGUAGUUUCUUGUCUUUUAGAGCAGUUGACGCCAACAAAGAGUAGUUUGCCAAAAACCUGUGAAUUGUAUUUAUCGCUUCGGUGCUGCGUUUGUGUCCCACUGAAGACACGUUGGACUCCAGAUUCAAGAAGAAAGUAGACUUUUUUUUUCCUAUUUAAUUUUUUUAUAAUUCCAUCUGGAACCGAACAAACAGAAAUGCGUGUAACUGUCCACUGCUAUCCUUUUGGUAUUCAUUAAACAUUUGUACAUAAAUCGACGUCCUCUGUCUUUGUAUGCUUUUUUUUCUGCUUGCUAGACAAUCACAGGAUGUGCUCACAAUGCAAGUGCUUUAUUUUGGCAACUUCAUCCGUAGCCAGAACGCGUUAUGCCAAGAGCUGUUUAGCUUAGCUUAGCUUAGCACAAAUAGCUAGCCUGAAAGCGGCAUAUUUCCUUCUCUUUGUUUAUUCUUUGUUUUUGUACAGAUUGAACUAACAUUAGAUAACAUGUUAUGAAGUGUUUCAAGUGCUGCUUAGCAGAUUUUCUUAAAAACAGAACCAGGCUAACAGUGUCCUGCCUUUAUGCUAAACGAAGCCAAUUUGCUGCCAUCUACAUCUUCACAUUCCAUGGCCAGAUGUGAGAGUCAUCGGCUCCACCAUAAAAAGAAUUCCUCAAAAUGUCAAACUAUUCCUUAAAUACAUGACCAUUUGUAACUAUCACAUUCACCAAUACACCCACUAGCAUACACAUACCAAAUGUCACUAUUUGUGCACAUUUUUCCCAUGAUUACUAUAGAUUUUCUUUUCUUUUCUCAAAUAUGAAGCAUACAAUGAUUU